This is a messenger RNA of Dictyostelium discoideum AX4, 879 nucleotides long. RefSeq lists its product as hypothetical. Gene Ontology annotation, molecular function: ligase activity; ubiquitin conjugating enzyme activity. Bases 1 to 879 code for a protein of 292 amino acids. The record is from RefSeq and is a predicted model, not a curated record. NCBI's taxonomy places the organism in Eukaryota, Evosea, Eumycetozoa, Dictyosteliales, Dictyosteliaceae. The transcript has 3 exons.
AUGGCAACCACAACAAAUAAUACCAUAUCAUUUUUACCACGUAUAAAACAAGAGUUAAAUCAUUUUGAAAAGGAUCCCCCUCCUGGUAUCCAAGCAUGGUUAAUAGAAAAUAAAUUAAAUAGCUUGGAGGCAAUGAUUAUUGGACCAGAGGAGACACCAUAUUAUAAAGGUUUAUUUAAAUUAGAGAUAUCAUUACCAAGCAGGUACCCAUUUGAACCACCUCAAAUUAAAUUUUUAACACCAAUAUACCAUCCAAACAUUGAUACAAACGGCAGAAUUUGUUUAGAUAUUUUAAAAAUGCCUCCAAGUGGUGAAUGGAAACCUUCUUUAAAUUUAUUAACAAUUUUAACUUCAAUUAGAUUAUUAAUGUCAAAUCCAAAUCCAUAUGAUCCUUUAAUGCAAGAUAUUAGUGAAAUUUAUAAAAAUAAUUACAAUCAAUUUUUUAAAAAUGCAGAACAUUGGACAACAAAGUAUGCCACAAAAAACAUUGAAGUAGAGGAUGAUGAAAAAAUAUAUAAAAAAAGAAUAAGAGGAGAUGAAGUCUCUGAAGAAGAACCAACCGCAAAAUCUUUGAAAAAAUUACAAAAUAAUACCUUAAAUAAUAAUAAAAAUAAUAAUAAUAAUAAUAAUAAUAAUAAUAAUAAUAAUAAUAAUAAUAAUAAUAAUAAUAAUAAUAAUAAUAAUCAAAAUGAUAAAAGUAAUGAUAAUAAUAAUAAUGAUGAAAAAGAUCAGUUGGGUAAAAGAUUAUCGAAUCAAAAUAAUAUUAAUAUUAAAAUAAGUAAUAGUACACUAAAAAAAGAAGAGAUUAAAAAUGAUAAUAUCAAUACAACUGAAAGGGACAAUGAUCAGAGUGAUGACGAUGAUGAUAGUUGGAGUUAA